Molecule: messenger RNA, 222 nt
Organism: Sphenostylis stenocarpa
Lineage: Eukaryota; Viridiplantae; Streptophyta; Magnoliopsida; Fabales; Fabaceae
Source: the annotation of a GenBank genome assembly
AUGAAUUUUAUAGAUGAUAACAUAAGGCAACGGAUGCUCACCGGAUGCAGGGUGGCUUCCACAGUUGCGGGGGCGCUUUCACAAUAUGAUGUGUUUAAGUGCGGGCGCACCGUCGGUUACAUUCUUAGAAGUAUCCGGAAGUGUGACAAGUAUUGGAGCGUAAUAAAGAAGGGACGUAAGGAAGUGGACAGAGAUCAUAGGACAGAUACCCCCUUCACUUAA